CGACAUCCCAACCCAACCGCAAGAGCUUUCUCCCAUCUGCUCUGCUCGCUCUUGCUGUGCUCUGCCUGUGCGCCCCUUGCUUUUUUAUCUUUUUCUUUUUGUUUGUACCAAUCGGUGGUUACAUUUGCCACAAGAACGCGGUUCGUCGAUGUCACAUCCCCAAUCCCAAUGGGGGUCAUCAUCUUUCAUACUUUUUGAUUACCUUUUUUCGUUCGUGAAUUCUUGAUGCCACAAGGUUCGUAGUGGAGCUGGAGGUAUAAAUAGUUCCACUGUUGAGAAGGGUGUUGAGAUUCGUGCUGAUUUUAUUAUUCUCUUCAAAAGAGAGCUAGAGGGUUUUCAAGAGAAUACCGAAACUCAUUUUUUUGUGCACCCCUUUAUAGCUUGCAUCCCAUGUCAUUCAUUGAGGAUAUAUUGCCUUUGAUUGAGUUGAAGGGAAUUACCGGGAAGUCUCUGGCUUUUGCUGGCUCCUUUCUGCAGGACCUCUCUCAAUCCAUGGCAAACACGACCUGUACCAGUCAUGAUUCUGAAUUGGACAGCUGCCGAGAUGAGGGAACAGCAUUCACCUUGAAAAUGGUGGCGAUUGCAGCAAUCCUUUUUGCUGGGGUAUGCGGUGUUGCAAUACCCUUAGUUGGUAAGAAACGUUGGUUCCUUGGAACAGAUUCCAACCUUUUUGUCGCAGCCAAGGCCUUUGCAGGUGGCGUCAUUCUCGCUACAGGUUUUGUGCACAUGUUGCCAGAUGCCACGUCAAAUUUGACUGACUCUUGUCUGCCUGAAAUUCCAUGGUCAAAAUUUCCAUUUUCUGGAUUUAUAGCAAUGAUGGCGGCAUUGGGGACUCUUCUGAUUGAGUUCAUCGGAACCCAGUACUAUGAGCGUAAACAAGGGAAAGAAAGCCAAAUUGUGCGGGUUGAUUCAGUGGACAUGGAGUCAGGAAUUGUUCCAGCAGAGAAUGAAGGUUUGAAUGGGAAAGUGUUUGGUGAAGAAGAAGGUGGUGGCAUGCACAUUGUGGGGAUGCAUGCACAUGCAGCACAUCAUAGACAUAACCACCCUCAAGAGCAAGGAGCUUGUGCUGGAAAUAAGAGGAGUCAUUCAGACGGUCAUUCACAUUCACAUGAGAUAGAUGAUGGGAAUGAAGAAGGUAGUAAGAGGCAUGUAGUUGUUUCACAGGUCUUGGAAUUGGGGAUAGUAUCACACUCCGUGAUCAUUGGGCUCUCUCUUGGAGUGUCACAAAGUCCAUGUACCAUAAGACCCUUGAUUGGGGCAUUAUCAUUCCACCAGUUCUUUGAAGGGUUUGCUCUUGGAGGCUGCAUCUCUCAGGCCCAGUUUAAAACCGUCCAUGCUACCAUAAUGGCAUGUUUUUUCGCCAUCACAACCCCACUGGGGAUUGCUGUGGGGACUGGGAUUUCUACUAGUUACAAUCCAAACAGUCCAAGAGCCUUGAUCAUUGAAGGCAUCUUUGAUUCUAUAUCUGCUGGCAUUCUUGUUUACAUGGCCUUAGUUGAUCUAAUUGCUGCUGACUUUUUGAGUAAGAGAAUGAGCUGCAAUACAAGACUUCAAGUGGCUUCUUAUAUUGCACUGUUUUUGGGUGCAGGGUUGAUGUCCUUGCUUGCACUUUGGGCUUAAUUAGGCGUAUAUAGUUUUAGGUAUUUGUAUUUGCUUUUGUUUCUUUCUAUUUUUUUUUUCGGUUCUUUUGAAGGACCCCUCCCCGCCUUAAAAAAAAAAAAAGGACUCCACUGAGUGGUAGUUGAUGCAACAAGUCAUCGUAUACUCAUUCUCCAGGUACCAUUGAAAGUAUCAUACUAUCUAUAUUGUGGAAUGUUUUAAAAUAUUUGUUAUCUUAUUGAAGUUAAAGUUA
This is a messenger RNA of Coffea eugenioides, 1852 nucleotides long. Its product is annotated as zinc transporter 4, chloroplastic-like. Gene Ontology annotation, molecular function: zinc ion transmembrane transporter activity. NCBI's taxonomy places the organism in Eukaryota, Viridiplantae, Streptophyta, Magnoliopsida, Gentianales, Rubiaceae. Gene Ontology annotation, cellular component: plasma membrane. Gene Ontology annotation, biological process: zinc ion transmembrane transport. The record is from RefSeq and is a predicted model, not a curated record. The transcript is spliced from 4 exons. Bases 391 to 1620 code for a protein of 409 amino acids.